This is a messenger RNA of Hyla sarda, 3749 nucleotides long. RefSeq names its product phosphatase and tensin homolog (gene PTEN). Bases 1229 to 2440 code for a protein of 403 amino acids. Lineage: Eukaryota; Metazoa; Chordata; Amphibia; Anura; Hylidae. Gene Ontology annotation, biological process: protein dephosphorylation; regulation of phosphatidylinositol 3-kinase/protein kinase B signal transduction; phosphatidylinositol 3-kinase/protein kinase B signal transduction. Gene Ontology annotation, molecular function: inositol-1,3,4,5-tetrakisphosphate 3-phosphatase activity; protein tyrosine phosphatase activity; phosphatidylinositol-3,4,5-trisphosphate 3-phosphatase activity. Gene Ontology annotation, cellular component: plasma membrane; nucleus; cell projection. The transcript has 9 exons. The record is from RefSeq and is a predicted model, not a curated record.
AUAAAUCAGAAUAUUCCUAUAUAAAGUUUAGCAGAAUUCCCUAUGAACAGAAUAAUGAAGAUCAUUACAGGAGCCCCAUAUACUUGAGAAUGAGGGAAUCCCAGCCAUUUUCAUCAGUCUAGUCAUAUUAAUGAUGUCCAUCCUAUGAUUUUUUUUCUAUUUACAGAACUUCACUAAAUAAAGCGGAUUCUCGUUUUAUAAAAUAAAAGAUUGAAAUCUUGGAGAAGGAAACGUCAUUUUCUUCUUUCCAGGAGAAAUCUUUGCAGCCUCCCUCCCCCAAAGCCUCAGUGUAACAGAAAAGGCCUCUCACUUUUUUCUACAUGCAAGAGGAAGAGAGGGAAAUGAAGUGCAGAAAAAAAUGACAUUUUGCAAAAGUUCCCCACUUCUGUACCACGUGACUCCCCCUCCUCAAGGAACAAAAAAUAGUCCAGAUAUUAAAACUACGAAAAUAUCCUUCCGCCGCAAACGUGGAAUCCUUCCACUUCCCUAGUGAAUCUCCGCAGUCCCAUUUCACGGUUUCACGAUUGAGUUGCGGUGUAGAACACCGACCUUUGUGAGAAAGGUUUGAGAGAACGCCUUAAAAUCCGCGGAGGGAUGAUGUGGCGCGGCGGACUAUAUAGCGUAAGACAGGCGGAGGGAUUUUGAGCGGUGGCCGCGGAGGGAUACGCGGCGUCGCUUGUUCGCUGACUCUUGCUGAGAAGCCAUGAUGGGAGCUUGAGCGUGCGGCGGCCGUGGCGGAGACAUGAGACGCGGCAGGCAGGCUCCUGCACCGAGCACACCGGGCCACCUUGCUCCGGCUGCCUAGAGAUCUGGAGAUCCGGCACAGGAAGCGACCGAGGACUAGGAGCAGGGCGCAGCGCCCCGGAUAUACUGAUUUCCCCCCUGGAUCACGACUGCGAGCCCGGCUAGGGUGGAGGGGAGACCCGGGAAGGACUUGUGCACUCCGGGCGGAAAGACUCUUAGGAUACACCGGAGCAUUAUUGUGGGAGCCGCCAGGAGGUAGUAGGCCGCAGACCCCCGCUUGUCGUGUGGUCCCUCCGGCCAUACUCUGGCCUCCCCCGGCAGCCCCCGGAGCAGCAGCAGUAGGAGGAGGAGAAGGGGGCGGAGAGGGGACCUGCACGGCCGGGGAGAGGAGGCAGAACACGGAGCCGGGGCCGCUGCUGCCCCCCACCAGCAGCACCUCUCAGCCCCCCUCUCCUCCUUCUUCCCCACCCCCCGGCUCCCCGACAUGACUGCCAUCAUCAAGGAGUUCGUCAGCAGGAACAAAAGACGAUACCAGGAGGAUGGAUUCGACUUGGACUUGACCUAUAUUUAUCCUAACAUAAUUGCCAUGGGCUUUCCAGCAGAAAGACUUGAAGGUGUAUACAGAAACAAUAUAGAUGAUGUUGUAAGGUUUUUGGACUCCAAGCAUAAAAACCAUUACAAGAUCUACAAUCUAUGUGCUGAAAGACAUUAUGACACCAACAAAUUUAGCUGCAGAGUUGCACAGUACCCUUUUGAAGACCACAAUCCUCCACAGUUAGAACUAAUCAAACCUUUUUGUGAAGAUCUUGACCAAUGGCUAAGUGAAAACGACAAUGUAGCAGCAAUCCACUGUAAAGCUGGCAAAGGACGUACAGGAGUAAUGAUCUGUGCUUAUUUGCUACAUCGAGGAAAGUUUCUCAAGGCACAAGAAGCAUUAGAUUUUUAUGGAGAAGUGCGGACCCGAGACAAAAAGGGUGUGACAAUUCCCAGCCAAAGGCGCUAUGUAUAUUACUACAGCUACUUGUUAAAAAAUAAUUUGGAUUACCGACCAGUGGCACUUCUGUUUCACAAGAUGAUGUUCGAAACUAUUCCAAUGUUCAGUGGAGGAACUUGCAAUCCCCAAUUUGUCAUCUACCAACUGAAGGUUAAGAUAUUUACAUCCUCCACAGGACCUACAAGACGUGAGGAGAAGUACAUGUAUUUUGAUUUCCCGCAGGCUCUUCCUGUUUGUGGGGACAUAAAGGUUGAGUUUUUCCACAAACAGAACAAGAUGAUGAAGAAGGAGAAAAUGUUUCAUUUUUGGGUAAACACGUUCUUCGUACCUGGUCCUGAUGAAUAUUCAGAAAAAGUAGAGAAUGGAUCAUUAGUUGGAGAACAAGAACUUGAUGGUAUAUACAGUACAGAACGUUCAGACAAUGACAAGGAGUAUCUUACCCUCACAUUAACAAAAAACGACCUAGAUAAAGCUAACAAAGACAAGGCCAACAGAUACUUCUCUCCAAACUUCAAAGUGAAGCUAUUUUUCACAAAAACAGUAGAAGAAUCUUCAAAUUCAGAGGCUAGCAGCUCCACUUCUGUGACACCGGAUGUUAGUGACAAUGAACCUGAUCAUUACCGAUAUUCUGACACCACUGACUCUGACCCAGAGAAUGAACCUUUUGAUGAAGAUCAGAUUACACAGAUUACAAAAGUCUGAAUAUUUUCCUUAAUUUUUUUUUCAUUUUUUUUUUUUUUUUUUUUUUUUUAAUCGAGGGAAUUAAAACCACAGAAAAGACAAACUUGAAUAAACUGAAAGGACCUUUUUAAAUGGCAUUGUCAGCCUACCAUAGGAGCAAUUAUUUUCUUUCCUUGACCAAUAUUGUUUUGCCCCACAGGGUUUUUGGCACUGCUGUCCAGUGAAAUAAAAAGAGGAAAAAAAACAGUAAAAUUUAAGAAAAGGUUACGUAGCAUUGUUAUGUAAAUAUCCUUUUCGUGUCAAAAGGACAUUUAAAUCUUAAAAUUAGGAUAAAUAAAGAUGGCACUUUCCCAUUUUAUUCCAGCUUUUUUUUGUUUUUUUCUUUGUUACCCCCUCCCCCUCUUUAAGUGGAGCUGUGUAUACGUAGUUUUAUUCCCAAUUUUAUUUUAUUUCCCUCUCCAACUGAAGUUAACUGUGUGCUUUGUGAAAUACAAGGUUCACCUCCUGCCUCUUCACAGCCAUUGUGGCAACAGAUAAAAAUUUUAUUCAGCUAACAGAUGUUUGAGGGUUAUUUUGUUGUGCGUAUGUAUUAAAAGCGGUGGAUAGUGAAUAUUUAAACCUGAAUCUACUUCCAGCUUGAUUCAUAUACCAUCUCAAAACUAUUACAUGCUCCUUUGUUUAGCGUGCCGCAGUAAAUCCUGAACAUAUAAGGAAUUGUCCACUUUCGCUGGCUGCUCAUUGUUUGUGCUGUUUUUUUUUUUCUUUCUUCUUCUUUAAGCAUAAUGGUGCUAGAAAAGGCAGCUAUAGGAAGCGGUUCUUUAAGAGGUACAGGAUUGAACCAUCCAAAUCUUCACAUGCAGGCCCACACAGAGUUCUAAAGCCAACAGGGUCAUCCGUUUAAUCCGUACAGGUAUACAGACUAGUCGUCCAUAGAGAAAUGUAUUUUGAUUAUUUGAGGACAAGAAAUCCCACUCCUAGAGUGUCCUUCACGACAGACUGCCCCAUUGACGGUUUCCAUCACUUGUGUCUUAUCAAGGCUAAUUUGGCAUCUGGGUGCCAGAAAAAUCUCAGUAUAGUAGUUUGCGCUUACUGGAAGUCUGUUUUCCAUCCCCUUAUGCCCUUGGCAGAUAUAAACUAUUUUAACAGUACAAGAAGUUAGUGUUUUGAUUCUAACAAUUGUUCUGAAAAGCAAAAGAAAAAUGAUCCAUAAAUUAUAUGUUGCCUAAAUGUCAGCUGAUAGACCUUCUGGACCUUACACAUUCUAUUACAAUGAGUUUUGCAGUUUUGCACACUUUUAAUGUCGUUAACUGUUAGGGAAUUUUACUUGAAG